This is a messenger RNA of Octopus bimaculoides (California two-spot octopus), 1589 nucleotides long. RefSeq names its product very-long-chain (3R)-3-hydroxyacyl-CoA dehydratase 2. Gene Ontology annotation, cellular component: endoplasmic reticulum membrane. Gene Ontology annotation, molecular function: 3-hydroxyacyl-CoA dehydratase activity. Gene Ontology annotation, biological process: very long-chain fatty acid biosynthetic process; sphingolipid biosynthetic process; fatty acid elongation. The record is from RefSeq and is a predicted model, not a curated record. Lineage: Eukaryota; Metazoa; Mollusca; Cephalopoda; Octopoda; Octopodidae.
ACAGCGUAACUACAUUUAGCGUAACACCGUCACUUGGUUAGAAACUUGUGUUCGUCUUGUCUGAUCUCUUUUCCUUUCAAAAUGACAGAAGAAAUUUAUAAAACCUAUCUGAUUGCAUAUAACUGCAAUAUGAUCAUGGGAUGGUCAUCAAUACUUUUUAUGAUGAUUGGACACAUAGCUGGAAUUUCAUCCACCAAGGGACUGUACAUCUCUUUGGGCCCAAUGGUAAAGAUCUUUCAAACAGGAGCUGUCCUUGAGGUUUUGCAUGUGGCAAUUGGAAUUGUAAAAUCAAACUUAAGGAUGACGUUCUUCCAGGUCUUCUCUCGUCUCUUUGUUGUGUGGGGCAUAAUGCAACACGUCCCAGAGGCCCAAGAAAAUGUUGGUGUUGUGAUGUUCCUGGUUGCCUGGGUUAUUACAGAGAUCAUCCGUUACACCUAUUACUUCUGUAUGCUGUUAAGUAUGGUGCCCUACUAUCUGAUGUGGGCAAGAUAUUCCUUAUUCGUUGGACUCUAUCCUUUAGGGGUCACUGGUGAACUAUUGUGCAUGUUCCGAAGUCUUCCCUACAUCAGUGCCAGAAACACUCUGUCGCUCUCCUUGCCAAACCGACUGAAUGUCUCCUUCAGUUUUUACUAUUUUCUCAUAGCCGUCAUGUUGAGUUACAUUCCAAUUUUCCCUCAACUCUUCAGCCGCAUGUUGUCUCAGAGAAAGAGAGUUCUUGCCAUGAUGGCCAGGAAACGAGCAGAAAUGGCCAACAAGAAGGAAUAAAGAAAAAAAAACAUAGUUCUACAGCAGCAUUGAUAAAAUGGCAUUUGAUGCAAUAUUUUGUCGAAAUCUAAACUGAUCAGAGAACUGAGUUCUCGUCACACUGGAGGUUGAUGUCAUGUGACAAAUGCACAAGCGUCACCUUUUCCAUUAUCAUAACAUAAUAAGCACACAAACAAAUGCGCACAGUUCAUCUUUCACAUAACAUCUACACACACAAGCAACUCGUAUUCACACACACACAAGCAACUCGUAUUCACACACACACAAGCAACUCGUAUUCACACACACACAAGCAACUCAUAUUCACACACACACAAGCAACUCGUAUUCACACACACACACUUCAAUAUCAUCAAACACUGACAAGUGUGUUCAGCAAAACACAGUCUAUACAUGCACACUCAGAUUCUAUACUGCAUUCACCUUCCACAUUCACAAAUUCAAACACACACAUACACAUCAACUAGUGUCUUCCUCCUCUGCUUUCAACACAACAGUUUGCUGUGUUGAAAGACCAACAGCAAAAUCUCUCUGGUGACCUUGUAAGUGUGGAUUCACUGUGUGUGAAUAAGUAUAAUCACCCAUUGAUGGAUAGAUCGUUUGGUUAGUCGAGUAAUUGUUUUGACACACUUCAACGAGGUAAUUAUUAAAUAACGAAAACAAGAGAGUGCAGUGUGUGGUGUUAAACUUGGAUGUUAAUCUGGUGAUGUAGGUUCAAACUUGACCUAGUUUUCCUGAAUUAUUGUUUGAUUUUCUCGUUAAUUUAUUUAAUAAUUAAAGUGUUUGGUCUAUUUCUCAAUCAAUAAACAAUUGAUUUAUAAUAA